Puntigrus tetrazona (Sumatra barb) is the source of this 2084-nucleotide messenger RNA. RefSeq names its product transmembrane protein, adipocyte asscociated 1 (gene tpra1). NCBI's taxonomy places the organism in Eukaryota, Metazoa, Chordata, Actinopteri, Cypriniformes, Cyprinidae. Gene Ontology annotation, cellular component: plasma membrane. Bases 213 to 1346 code for a protein of 377 amino acids. Gene Ontology annotation, molecular function: G protein-coupled receptor activity. The transcript has 11 exons. The record is from RefSeq and is a predicted model, not a curated record. Gene Ontology annotation, biological process: G protein-coupled receptor signaling pathway.
GGCCAUCUUUGAUACGAUAACGCAUUCACGCCGACUUUUAUCUGACAAGCGAGUCGCGACUGACGCAUCAGUUUCAUUCCGCCUGUAAACAACAAGCCACCGACACGCCGACGAAAGUUAUUAUGCCUCGACUAAUAACUUAUGGUCACGUUAAUACCGAAGCGCGCCGGCUCUGAUCUGAGACCCUCAGCAGUUUAAAGGUUUGAUCCAGAAUGCUGGAGACCGUGACCGAUGCAGCAAGCUUGCUCCAUUAUGCCAACGCCAGUGUGUUUCCCACCGCGGACAACGGCUCUGAAUUCAACCCUGACCAUGAGAGCAACAUCACCAAACCACACAGGUGCUUGCAGGUCCUGUACGACGACAUCGGGCACUCCAGGGUCCGUUACUGGGACGUGAUGCUGCUCGUCCCAAACGUGGCUUUCCUGGUCUUCCUGAUGUGGAAGCUUCCUUCGGCUCGGGCUAAGAUCCGGCUGACCUCCAGCCCCAUAUUCGUGGCGUUCUACAUCCUGGUGUUUGUGGUGGCGGCUGUAGGAAUAACUAGAGCCAUCGUCUCCAUGACCGUCAGCACAUCCAGCUCCGCCACACUCAUAGACAAGGUGCUUUGGGAAAUCACCAGAUUCUUUUUAUUGGCAAUUGAGCUCAGCGUCAUUAUACUCGGGCUGGCGUUCGGCCAUCUGGAGAGCAAGUCCAGCAUCAAGCGCGUGCUGGCCAUCACCGCGGUCCUGUCUCUGGCCUACUCCAUCACACAGGGGACUCUGGAGAUUCGUUUCCCAGACAAACAUCUCUCCGCCAAUGACUUCAACAUCUACGGCCACGGCGGACGCCACUUCUGGUUGGCCAGUUCCUGUUUCUUUUUCCUGGUGUAUUCCCUGAUCGUCAUUCUACCCAAAACCCCGGUCAGAGAGCGGAUCUCGUUGCCCUCCAAGAGGAGUUUCUACGUGUACGCUGCUAUCCUGUCGGUGCUCAAUCUGGUUCAGGGUUUGGGAAGCGCUCUGCUCUGCGCCGACAUCAUCGAAGGCCUCUGCUGUGUGGAUGUGACCACAUUCCUCUACUUCUCCGUCUUCGCUCCUCUGAUCUAUGUGACGUUCCUCAAAGGAUUCUUCGGUUCCGAGCCCAAAAUCCUCUUCUCCUACAAGUCACAAAUCGACGAGCCGGAGGACACGGACGUUCACCUGCCCAACACCUCGUCGUCCGGUCUGGGCCGGAAGGAUCUGGAUCACGGCUCGUACUCCAGCACGCAGAUCGACGGCUCCGGGGCCUAUCUGGACGACGUGGUUUCGGGGCCGUUCGGAGCCCACAGCAUCAACAGCAUCGACAGCGACCGCUGGAGGGCCCUCAACGCCUGACCUCGAGCGGAAGCGGUUUUCCCCGUCACUUAUUUAAGAUCGAUUUCAUUUGUAUUCCGUGAAUCCAACAUUCCUCGUGUAACACCGGUGCUCUUACUUUGACGUCUGUGUGCUGCUGCGGGCAACUCUUUUGGACUUUGUGACGUGCAUAAUGUAAUAUAUUUCUGCUGAAACCAUAAUCGAUCGCCGCUAGAUGAUUUCACAGUUACGCUACCGAUACCAGCGAAAGAUCUGCUCGUGUUUUGAUGCUCGUUCUCUGCCGUCAGGGUUGUUCUGCACUGAUUUGGCUCCUUUGCUUGGCUAAUUUGAAGUCUUAAGGACCCUGUAAUCUACCUUGACUCUGUUCAUAUGCUUCAUAUGGGCCGAGCGAUCAUCUAGAAAUUUGUAAAAACGUUUAUUUCUCAGCGCUACGUCGUAGUGUUUUCUUUUGGAUUUUUAUUUAUUUUAGUUAUCGGAGGAGUUUUGUUUUAGCCUUGGGUUCAGUUCUUAAAGUGAAAGCUUAAAUCGUGAUCUUGACCUUUGUUCAUCUUUCUAAUGGAUAAUGAAACCGGCACCGGCUCAAGUCAGGCUUGUCUUCGUGUCAUUCCACGUGGAAGAAAGUGAAGAAAAAGGACCAUGCUGGGAGAGAGAGAGGAUUUGUCCCGCUUUGUUUUAUUUGAUAAAAUACCACUAGUUAAUUACAUCCUAACUUUUUCGGUGCACAAAAAAAAAAUUCUAUUAAAUCUGGCCUGAGUAAAA